This is a messenger RNA of Neocloeon triangulifer, 1814 nucleotides long. Its product is annotated as G2/mitotic-specific cyclin-B1-like. The transcript has 9 exons. Gene Ontology annotation, cellular component: cytoplasm; cyclin-dependent protein kinase holoenzyme complex; nucleus. The record is from RefSeq and is a predicted model, not a curated record. Lineage: Eukaryota; Metazoa; Arthropoda; Insecta; Ephemeroptera; Baetidae. Gene Ontology annotation, biological process: mitotic cell cycle phase transition; regulation of cyclin-dependent protein serine/threonine kinase activity. Gene Ontology annotation, molecular function: cyclin-dependent protein serine/threonine kinase regulator activity. The coding region runs from base 272 to 1612 and encodes 446 amino acids.
UAAGAAGUGUGUGCAGUGCGCAGCGCACUUCUGCUGCAGUUUCUGCACGUUUUUGCAAGUUUGUAAGAAUUGUAAGAGUAAGAAGUUCUUGUGAGUAGUGAUUGACGCGAAUGGAUUGGAAAUUGGAAAGGAAGAAAUUUUCGGAGGAAGGAAUUAAGGACAGGAAGUCUGCCUGCUCGUUCGUUUCAAACCCACAUGCCCUUCGUCUAGCCCUUUUUUGAGGACGCAUUGUUUAUUGUUUGAGACGCGCCGUUGAGCGUUUGCAGGCAGCAUGGACUACUCAAAAGGAAGAAGUUACAAGUUAAGUCGCUUUUUAUUUGGUGACGGAUCCUCAAGCAAAGAAAAUGUACCAGCCUCUCUAGCACAAGCCGGAAAACCUCAGAAUCCUUCCAGCUCCAGUUUGCUUACGAGGAGAGUCACCUAUCCCAAUGCCAGCGGAAAAUUGACUAGUCUAGUCGUCGAAGAGAAGCCAAGUGAUGCUGCAAAGAAUCCCCGCCGCGAAGGCAGUUUUGAUUCUUUUCGAAAGCCUUUGGCCAACCUGAAUUCACUCAACACCAAUUUGCAACACAUCUUUCACAGCAAACACACUGAAUUCAGCAGCAAGACCAGGUCAAAUUCUCUGAAUUGUGGAAAUGAGGCAGGGUCUUCGGACGCAAGUUUUAGUGACUCGUCCGACUUGAUUGAUUUAUCCCAGGAUCAAACAGCAUUCUUUGAUAGUUCUUCCACAUGUGACCUGUUCUCAUGCAGCCUUCAGGAUCAACUGCUUUAUUCAACAACAUACCUACAGGAAAGUGUUGAGCUGCAGCUUCUUGAUCAUCACGAGAGAAAAGCAAAUAUCUUCACCAGCAGCUUGACAAGAAAUGAGCAUAAAAUGAGAAUACUUGUGGUUGACUGGAUUUUUACCAUUCAGGGAUAUUUCAAUUUGCCUGACAUGGUCUCCCACAUUGCUAUCCAGAUCUUCGAUCAAGUCAUGCAGGAGAUGGAAAUUUCAGAGAAAGAAAUGCAACUUGUUGGAGGAGCUGCCUUUUGGCUUGCAUCUAAAAUGGAGGCUAACGGAGAAAGUGUAUCAGGCAAUAGAAUGAAGAGGGUCAUCGGAAAAACCUGCUCUGUAGCAAAACUGAAAUCUGCUGAAUUUGUUGUCUUCAAAAGGUUAAAUUACUGCAUCCCUCGAGACAGCGCUCUCAGUAUUCACACCUAUCAGCUGCAUUCACUAAGAUCCUAUUUCCCUGUGGAUGAUGAGUUGCAAAUGAUUGGUCAGUAUGCCUUGGAGACUUCGAUGCUCUCAUUGACUAUGUCUCUUGGCGGAUACACUGUAAUGGCCAGCUCUGCCACAAUCUGUGCAAUUUUGAUCUGUGGCCACACACUUUCUGAUGUACUUUGGAAUUUCUAUUCAAGGAAUGAUUCGUCUUUUGCGCCUUUAGAGGAUGCCAUUAAGGGAUCGUUGGUUACACUCCACAAGUUGAUGGACCUUCAAAAGCUCAAGCAUAAUGGAGGUAAUUUGUGGCUGAAAUUUGGAGCCGAGGAAAAAAUGAAAAUUGCACUGAAUCCAAAGCUCUCAGCUGAAAAUAUUUCCAAGAUUUUGCAAACAUGCCUGUGGUUUGCUAAAAAGUAGGGGAUUUUCACAACGCAAAUUAGUAUUAUCUGUAAAUUAUUUUUUAUCGCCCCUGGUUAAAUUUAGAAAUCUGACUGGAAUUUUAUAGUUGGAAAAAUAUCAAAAAUUUUAAUGUGCGGAGUGUUGCUGCUUCAUUUUUAAAUUUUUAUGUCUUAAUGUCAUUGUAUAUAAAAUUAGAAUACAAAAGCACAUAAUUUAUCAU